This is a messenger RNA of Tachysurus fulvidraco (yellow catfish), 2533 nucleotides long. RefSeq names its product major histocompatibility complex class I-related gene protein-like. The transcript is spliced from 9 exons. Lineage: Eukaryota; Metazoa; Chordata; Actinopteri; Siluriformes; Bagridae. The record is from RefSeq and is a predicted model, not a curated record. Bases 97 to 1335 code for a protein of 412 amino acids. Gene Ontology annotation, biological process: immune response. Gene Ontology annotation, cellular component: external side of plasma membrane.
CUCUUGUCUCCUGGAGCUUCCGUGUACUAACUGAGUAAACAAGUCAGUUUGUGUAUCAGACUUCUGUAACUGAGGGAUCGACCUGAGCUCCACACCAUGGGGCGGAUCACGGUUGUGUUUUCACUGCUCUUCUGUGCCUUUGUGCCAGCUUUCGGUGGUGAACACUCUCUGUUUUACACCUACACGGCUUUGUCUAAACCUCUCGAGCUGCCUGGAAUCUAUGAGUUCACCGCACUGGGCAUGCUCGAUGACCGAGAACUCGACUACUACAGCAGUAAGACUCAGGUUAAAGUUCCUAAACAGGACUGGAUGAAGGAGAAGAUGGAAAAGGAUUACUGGGAUAAAGGAACUCAGUCCCGUAAGAGCAAAGAGCAGUGGUUUAAGGUCAACGUGGACAUCCUGAUGGAGCGAAUGAGACACAAUAAGUCUGACCUUCAUGUUCUUCAGUGGAGACAUGGCUGUGUGAUUGAAGCUGAAAACGGUAAUACUAAAUUUCUGAGAGGAAUUGAUGAGUACAGCUACGACGGCUCUGAGUUCCUCUCCUUUGAUGAUAAAAACUCGAGGUGGAUCGCUCCAGUUCAGGCUGCUGAGCCGACCAAAAGGAAAUGGGAUGACGUGUCCAUCCUUAACACGUACACCAAGAGCUACCUGGAGAAAGAGUGUGUGGACUGGCUCAUCAAGUUCAUGGGUUAUGGACAAGAAGAACUGAGAAAACAUUCUGAACCAGAUGUUCAAAUAUUUGCAAAGAAAUGUGUAAAAGACACUAACAAGUUGACCCUGUCCUGCCUGGCCACGGGGUUCUACCCUAAAGAUAUCCAGAUGUAUUUGAGGAAGGGCAGAACUAUUCUACCUGAUCACCUGGUAACAACAACAGGAGUGAGACCCAAUGGUGAUGGAACAUAUCAGCAGAGGAAGAGUCUUGACAUCCUGGUGGAGGAAAAAGAUUCUUAUGAUUGUUAUGUAAACCACAUCACCCUCGACAAACCAAUAGUCAUUGAUGGUAGAGAUGGAGAAAUCCCAUGCCUAGAUUGUACUGUACCAAAGAUUCAGGGUGGUAUCAUUGGGGGAGCGAUUGGAGCUGUGCUCACCUUGCUUGUGGUUGCAGUCGUUGUCUUCGUCCUUAAAAAGAUGGGAAUAAUCUCUUGGCAACGUAACAGCAGUUCCUCAGGAAACAACCCUGCCGAUGUGCCGCUUAAGGAUGCUAAAAAGGAAGCUGACCGCUCAAGUGCCUGUGACUCUGCACUAGGAUCCAGCAGUAAUGCCUCCAGCAAUGAGGAAAUACGUCCAAUGAUGCAAGAACAAAAUAAUCCUGAUGGAGGUGGAGAGAAUGUGUAAACUUUACAUACGUCCUGUGGAUAAAGAGUUUGAUCUUGCUCAAGUCUGAUCAUAAUUGGAUUAUUUCUUGACUUGGAAGUCAUUGAUUCAGCCUUCCAUCGAACUGUCAAACCUUCAAACAUAAACAUCUACUAAUCUAUUACAAACCUGUAGAUCUUUUUCCCCUCAGCUCUGAUCAUUACUGAAGGUAUCAGUCAUUUUCUGGGCUCUUUACAAGAAAGCACUUUUCUUUACAGCUUAAAAAAUCACAGCCUGUAAUAAUAAGCACUUUUAAUCAAUUUAGCAAAAAUGUUUUUAUGUAAAUAAGCUAAAAGCUGAUCUCUUUUUAAAUAUCCCAAUAACACUGGAUUUAUUAGCCUCAGGAGAUAAAAAGAGGUCACUGCUGAGUGCUGUAAGAAAAGUUAGAAAUGUCAGAAUAAAUUGUUAUAAAACAUUCAGGUACAGAAGAACGUGACACGUUUAUGGUAUUUGACAGACAACCUCUUCCAUAACAACAUACAUUUAUCUUAUUUUAUAAAACUGAGUGUUAAGGGCCUUGCUCAGGGGCCCAGCGGGGGCUUAGUGGACCUGGGAUUUGAACUCAGGACCAUCUGAUUGUUAGCCUAACAACUUUAACCUCUGAGCUGCCACAUCCCCUGUAGUCAUUACAAAUUAAGCAUUAAUUACAAGUUUAACACAUUGCUUAUGCUGUGAAAGCUUUAGAAAGGAGACGCAAGAUAAAGCAAGUCUGUGGGAUUGGAGUAAGUUAUAAUCAAACACAUAUUCACACACUCCUUGCCUGCUCGCUGUCUUCAUCUUCAUGGCUGAAGGUGAAAACAUAAUGAAUAGAAUAGACUUUGCUUUUUCUGUCCAAAUAAUCAGAGCUUCUAUUUCUGUAGUAAUGAAAUAAAAAUCGAUCUGAUUUCUCUAUUUUAAUCUAAUGUUGACUUUAUACUAGCAACUCAUGUGAGGUUGGUCCUUGUUAGCUGACUGCUGAGGUCCGACGUUUACUUUUCACUUUAUACUUUACUUCACUGUGUAACAAUUCAUAAUUUCACUGAUUUAUAAUAAAAGUGAAAUAUUUUAUUUGUACUUGUUUUAGAUAAGUUUUAAGUUUGUUUUUGGGACAGAAUACUUUAAGUAUCUAUGUAAUGAUAUUUUGGGUUUCUGAUGUGUAAAAUGUAGCUUUGGUGAAAUGAUUAAAUAUAUUUUUCUGAAA